Limulus polyphemus (Atlantic horseshoe crab) is the source of this 1696-nucleotide messenger RNA. Its product is annotated as forkhead box protein J1-like. The record is from RefSeq and is a predicted model, not a curated record. Gene Ontology annotation, biological process: regulation of DNA-templated transcription. The transcript is spliced from 3 exons. Gene Ontology annotation, molecular function: sequence-specific DNA binding; DNA-binding transcription factor activity. Lineage: Eukaryota; Metazoa; Arthropoda; Merostomata; Xiphosura; Limulidae. The coding region runs from base 197 to 1696 and encodes 499 amino acids.
UUGUAUAAAGUAGUAGUGGAAGAGACCUACUUAAAACUAACAAUUAACUUUACUUAACUGUCAUUAAGAAGACCAAAAGCCUAUGAUCAAGAAAAUCUGGUACUAAUUACUGUUAUACACGUGAUUCAGGUAACCUAACGAAGAUAUGAAUACAUCCGUCCCAUCAAGUGCUCUUGCUUAGUGUUUGUCUAAAGUCAUGGAUCCUACAACCACGACACUGUCCAAGGACGAGGUAGCGCUGCGGUUCCAAGAAAAUUGGAAGGCUAAAAACCCAGAGGACGAUGUGUCUGAAGGAACUUCACCUCACGUAGACGAUGGAUUAACCAGUUUAAACUGGCUACAGAAUCUAAAUAUCAUGACCAAGCUUGGGGCUCCUACACCUCCUACACCUCCUGCUAGCCCCGUACCCCUCUUGGACCCUAAGGGGGACAAUAAGUCUGGUUGUGACGACGCCAGAUGGAAAACAGAUAAAGGUGAUGAAGAAAUUGAUUACAAGACGAACGGAUCUGUGAAGCCUCCAUUCUCAUAUGCUACACUUAUCUGUAUGGCAAUGAAGGCGAAUAAAAACAAAAUGACACUAUCUUCGAUCUACAAGUGGAUAAGGGAGAACUUUAUGUAUUACAAAAAUGCUGAUCCUAGUUGGCAGAAUUCCAUUCGUCAUAAUCUUUCACUGAACAAAAGUUUUAUCAAAGUUCCUCGGAGUAAAGAUGAACCAGGUAAAGGAGGAUUUUGGAAAUUGGAUCCUAAUUACGCCAAAUCACUGGUCGAUGGCGUCUUCAAAAAACGUCGUCCUGCACAAAAGCAGCCUAAUAGUGGAUUUCCAAAAAAGAUUCGAAAAGAGAGAAACACAAAAAUUCCAAUUGAGAACAGAAAUCAGUUGGUAUCAGACAUCAUUCAGGACACCCCUCCAGGAUCAGCAGGGUCGAAUGCUUGUAUGAAUGGAGAGCUUCAUAGUAUUGUUGACAGCUUAGGACGUUUAACAGAUGUAGCCCCAAAGAAGCUUUCUUCGGUUUUAAACAUGGAAACAAUCAACUAUACCCUCACUAUACCGGAUGACCCCGUUGUUUCAGACAGUAAUUCUAUCAGUAUUGUUCCUCAUAACCAGGAAAAAGAAGAGUUUUACAGUUUAGAGGAUGGUCUGCAAGAUAAUUUAAAUGUUCUUUUGAACUACCCAUACACCGAAUUGGAAGCACUUCAGAAGCUUCAAUCUUCAGAAGAGGCGACAACCGGAAGUCAGUCUAACACAUUGAUGUCUCCUUCUCCUCUCCUUCUGGAACAUGAUUUCUUUCCUACCGAUACAAACGACUCACCCCUUCCCAAUGACUUAGAUCUAUCGUCUUCUUCUGCAACAGACACCCUACAGUUUCCCGAUCAGGGUGCAAAUCUCCUUUCUUCCGAUUGGUGGUCUGGCUUCCAGCAAACUCAAAACGACCUUCUUUGUCUGACGCCAUCUUUGCUCAACUUUUCGUUGCCGUCCUCAUCUUCAUCUAACCCUAGUCACCUCGGCGAUAAUUCUAGCACCCUCUACUCAUCAGUGCUGACUCUACCUGCAAGUCCUUCAGGCGCUGGAUUUGACCAGCAGAUAGCGGUACAAGAAACGGGUAACCAGCCGUGGGUCGACUGCAAAGCUGCUCUUGAAGCUGCUGCUCUUGACCUGGAGAGUUUUAAUGACUUUGAUACCAGUCAUGUUUUUUAA